Messenger RNA from Manduca sexta (tobacco hornworm), 1419 nucleotides. RefSeq names its product coiled-coil domain-containing protein 124. The transcript has 5 exons. Gene Ontology annotation, molecular function: transcription coactivator activity. Gene Ontology annotation, cellular component: nucleus. Lineage: Eukaryota; Metazoa; Arthropoda; Insecta; Lepidoptera; Sphingidae. Gene Ontology annotation, biological process: transcription by RNA polymerase II. The coding region runs from base 160 to 795 and encodes 211 amino acids. The record is from RefSeq and is a predicted model, not a curated record.
UGCACAUAACUUGACAGCUGACAAUUGACAGUCCCUGCCAAAAUUUCCACAAAUCUAAAAACGGCUGUCUGGAAUAUUUUAUUCAGCGCAAUUUUCUAGAAGUUCAGUAUCGUAUGUGAGUUUAUUUUACUAUUUCAAGUGUUAACAAAAUCUAUCAAUAUGCCCAAGAAGUUUGUUGGCGAAAAUAGUAAAGCUGUUGCAGCUCGACAACGAAAGGAAAAUGUUAAGCAAGAAAAAGACCAAAAACUUAAAAAAAUGAUAGAAGAUGCAGAGUGGGAAGACAAUGAUGAAAAACUUAAGAAAAAACAACAGAAAAAGGAUGAACAAGAGAAAAAGAGGCAAGAACAACUACAAAAAAAAGCAGAGGCUAAAGCUCUAUUGGAGAAAGAGAUGGAGUCCAUAAAAGGCAGUGUGAAGACUGCUCCGCCACCACCCAAGAUAACAAGAGCACAAAUAGCACACAUGAAGGAGAAAGUCAUCAAAGCCGAACCUGUUGCUCCUGUGCCAUCCAGAGUGGUUGUGGAGGAACCACCAUUGGAGGAGAAUUUGAACAGGAUACAACUGGAUGGAGAGGUUGCACAGACAGUUGAGGAAGCUAUAUCUGUUCUCACUGAUAAAGCGGAUGUGGACAAACAUCCAGAGAAGAGGCUAAAGGCAGCUUACACCGCAUUUGAAGAGAUAAAUUUACCGAGACUGAAGGCAGAGAAUCCAUCGCUGAGACUUUCCCAACUGAAGCAGAUGCUCAGGAAAGAAUGGCUCAAAUCACCACAGAAUCCUCUCAAUCAGACAUCUUAAAUAUUGCAUGUUUGAAUAUUGGCUAUGAAACUCUCUCUGAUAUUAUUCAUGUAAUGCAAAUAAUGUCUUUUAAUAUAUUUACCAUUAUAAUAUAGGAGAUACUCUCAUAUCAUAGGCUCUGUUGAUACUGGUAAUAUUUUUCAUUUUGCAAUAAUUAUGUAAUUAUUAAUGCUUUUAUAGAUAUUUUAGAAAUGCUGAGACUAAUUGUGAAUCAUUUUGCAUCACAUAUUACACUGUAUUUGUGAUAAUAGCUACAUUUGCUGGCGAAAAAUGUUUUAACCAAUUUACAUGCAGAAUGAUUUCUCUCAUGGUCACUGUAAUGGACUGUAGAGGGAAUAGAAAGUAUGCUCAGAAUAUGAAUGUGUUUUAUAAUAUUUCAGUUAUAUUUGUAAGCCAUAGGAUAAAACAGACCAUAGUAGAUAUGUGUAGUAUAGAUUUCCUUCAUUGGCCUCAGCCUCAGACUUAAUUAAAACUUAACUGUUAACUGAAACCAUUUACAAGUGAGAGUGAGUGAAACCACAUCAUUUGGAAUAUUAUUUAUUGUAUAUGGUCAAACAGUCUUACAAAGUAGGACAAGUUUUGUACUCUAGUGAAUUUAAAUUGUAAAUAUAAACAAUAAAGUCA